Penaeus vannamei (Pacific white shrimp) is the source of this 1238-nucleotide messenger RNA. RefSeq lists its product as uncharacterized. Lineage: Eukaryota; Metazoa; Arthropoda; Malacostraca; Decapoda; Penaeidae. The record is from RefSeq and is a predicted model, not a curated record.
GUAAACAAACCCUUGUCGGUUUAAUCGUCAACGCAAUUCAAACAAAUCGAAGACCUCAGCAAAGGGAAGUGUGGAAAAGACAAUAUUCCCUGAGUGACAAGCAUCGGCCCUCUCUCCCUGAACAAAUAUUAUAAAGCUGAACCAUGGACACGAAAGGCGAGAGUCGAAAAUCGAUCCUAAAGCAAGGAGACGACAAGACAAUAGCGAAGAAGCGGCUGUCCUUCGCCAGCAGCGCCAUGGACAGCCCCAAGGGUCCCAGGGUCUCCAUUUACGACAUCGUUCCGACGAAUAUAAAGAAGCGUUUUCAGGACGAGGAGGACAGUCAGAACAAAAUAAGCAAACAAACAGACACAACUGAACCAGCCAAACACAUCACUUCAAGAUCAGCUGAACUUCAAGCUUCCAUUGAAGUCACCCAUGCUUGUCAGUCCAUAAAAAUCACAACCCUUGGCAUGUGUUAUAUGCCACAAAAAAAGAAAAACAAUCUACCCAUGCAACAGCUGCCAGUGAUGCAAAUGAAAGACAAUAUGAGAAAUUAUUAUCAGACAUCUUUAAACAGCCCUUUUUCUAAAUCCCUGAAUAUUGUGAUAGCAGGAAACAAGAGUGUUGGUGAUAUCAUCAGAACCGAGAUGCUAUGUUAUCAAGCACAGUUAUCCAUGAGAAAAAAACAUGAGUCUGAUAUCAACUUGAAAGUGGAAAAUGCAGACAAGCCAACUAUGGAUAUGUUGCAGAAAGGAAAUUUCUUCAUUUUAUUAGUAUGUUUUGAAAUAUUAUCAAGCUUGCAAACCAUUUCAAAUGUCCUGGACAACUUGAGCAUAAUUGGGGCAAAGCCAAAUAUAAAUGGACUGGUGCUGGCUGUCUCUCCUUCUCGAGAGAAGUACAAAAAUGUUCUCACCCUAGAGGAAUUUCACAACUUUUUGGAUGAGCAUCAGCUUGUCCACUUUUGGUGGUCUAAUUCAGGAAGAGCACAGAGAAAGCAAGUUAUAAAGAAGUUACUUGAUCACAUCCAUACAAGUAGAGGUUUCACCUCUGGAACUUCUUGCUUAAUGAAGACUGUUGUAAUGCGAGGAAUCAAGGAGUACCAAGAACAAGAAGAAACUCUCGCAUAGUUUUAUAUACAAAUAAUACUGAUUUUCUUUUGCUAGAAGCUAUUGUUAUUUCAGUUUUACUUAUGCUUUCAACUUUAUUUCUCUCUCUAAUCAAACUGAAAUUAAAGUUUCUAUCUACAAUUGGUGAAA